Molecule: messenger RNA, 1989 nt
Organism: Fukomys damarensis (Damara mole-rat)
Lineage: Eukaryota; Metazoa; Chordata; Mammalia; Rodentia; Bathyergidae
Gene: Rbm39
Product: RNA binding motif protein 39
Exons: 17
Coding region: 321-1913 (530 amino acids)
Biological process (GO): mRNA processing
Cellular component (GO): nucleus
Molecular function (GO): RNA binding
Source: RefSeq, a predicted model, not a curated record
CCCCGUGUGUUUGUGUGUGUCUGUGUGUUGGUGACUGUGAGUACGAGGAAGCAGCGGCCGCCAUUUCAGGGAGCUUGCUGACGCUGUCGCAGGGGAGGAUCCUCAGCAGCCGAAGCUUCCAUCCUGCUUUUCCGCGCGGGCUCCUCUAAUUCCAUUGUUUCUUCUAGAUUUUCUCGGGCCUAUCCGCUCACGGAGCCCGAUAAUCGGGCUGGGCGGUACCGCGGUCUGGGCCUAGGGCUUAAAAUUAUCAAGAGCGGUAGCCGACUUUACGAAUACGAGCACUACAGGCGCCCGAAAGCCCGCACAGGUGUUUAGAGAAAAUGGCAGACGAUAUUGAUAUUGAAGCAAUGCUUGAGGCUCCUUACAAGAAGGAUGAGAACAAGUUGAGCAGUGCUAACGGCCAUGAAGAACGUAGCAAAAAGAGGAAGAAAAGCAAGAGCAGAAGUCGAAGUCAUGAACGAAAGAGAAGCAAAAGUAAGGAAAGAAAGCGAAGUAGAGAUAGAGAACGGAAAAAGAGCAAAAGCCGUGAACGGAAGCGAAGUAGAAGCAAAGAAAGGAGACGGAGUCGUUCAAGAAGUAGAGAUCGCAGAUUCCGAGGCCGCUACAGAAGUCCCUACUCCGGACCAAAAUUUAACAGUGCCAUCCGAGGAAAGAUUGGGUUGCCUCAUAGCAUCAAAUUAAGCAGACGACGUUCUCGAAGCAAAAGUCCAUUCAGAAAAGACAAGAGCCCUGUGAGGGAACCUAUUGAUAAUCUGACUCCAGAGGAAAGAGAUGCGAGGACAGUUUUCUGCAUGCAGUUAGCAGCAAGAAUUCGACCAAGAGAUUUGGAAGAGUUUUUCUCUACAGUAGGAAAGGUUCGAGAUGUAAGGAUGAUUUCUGAUAGAAAUUCAAGACGUUCCAAAGGAAUUGCUUAUGUGGAGUUUGUUGAUGUUAGUUCAGUGCCUCUAGCAAUAGGAUUAACUGGCCAACGAGUUUUAGGAGUGCCAAUCAUAGUACAAGCGUCACAGGCCGAAAAAAACAGAGCUGCAGCAAUGGCAAACAAUUUACAAAAGGGAAGUGCUGGACCUAUGAGGCUUUAUGUGGGCUCAUUACACUUCAACAUAACUGAAGAUAUGCUUCGGGGGAUAUUUGAGCCUUUUGGAAGGAUUGAAAGUAUUCAGCUCAUGAUGGAUAGUGAAACAGGUCGAUCUAAGGGAUAUGGAUUCAUUACAUUUUCUGACUCAGAAUGUGCCAAGAAGGCUUUGGAACAGCUAAAUGGAUUUGAACUAGCAGGAAGGCCAAUGAAAGUUGGUCAUGUUACUGAACGUACUGAUGCUUCUAGUGCUAGUUCAUUUUUGGAUAGUGAUGAACUGGAAAGGACUGGAAUUGACUUGGGAACAACUGGUCGUCUCCAAUUAAUGGCUAGACUUGCAGAAGGUACUGGUUUGCAGAUUCCACCAGCUGCACAGCAAGCUUUACAAAUGAGUGGCUCUUUGGCAUUUGGUGCUGUGGCAGAAUUCUCUUUUGUUAUAGAUUUGCAAACACGACUUUCCCAACAGACUGAAGCUUCAGCUUUAGCUGCAGCUGCCUCUGUGCAACCCCUUGCAACACAGUGUUUCCAACUUUCUAACAUGUUUAAUCCUCAAACAGAAGAAGAAGUUGGAUGGGACACAGAGAUUAAGGAUGAUGUGAUUGAAGAAUGUAAUAAACAUGGAGGAGUUAUUCAUAUAUAUGUUGACAAGAAUUCUGCUCAGGGUAAUGUGUAUGUGAAGUGCCCAUCAAUUGCUGCAGCUAUUGCUGCUGUCAAUGCAUUGCAUGGCAGGUGGUUUGCUGGUAAAAUGAUAACAGCAGCAUAUGUACCUCUUCCAACUUACCACAACCUAUUUCCUGAUUCUAUGACGGCAACACAACUACUGGUUCCAAGUAGACGAUGAAGCAAGAUAAAGUCCCUUAUGUACAUAGCUUUUUUUUCUUGAGAAUUCAUCCUUUUAUUUAGAUAAAAAAAAAAAA